Pogona vitticeps (central bearded dragon) is the source of this 1786-nucleotide messenger RNA. RefSeq names its product protein disulfide isomerase like, testis expressed (gene PDILT). The record is from RefSeq and is a predicted model, not a curated record. Gene Ontology annotation, biological process: protein folding. Gene Ontology annotation, cellular component: endoplasmic reticulum. Gene Ontology annotation, molecular function: protein disulfide isomerase activity. NCBI's taxonomy places the organism in Eukaryota, Metazoa, Chordata, Lepidosauria, Squamata, Agamidae.
UAGGCAUAUGAUAAGGCACUGGGCAUUUUUUUUAAAAUUGGAGUGAGUCAAGGUUGUCUCCCUCUUCAUUCCUGGUGCCUGUGAGGUAUUGGAAGGACAGAAUGAGAAGUUGGUGGCUUCUUCUUCUUCUGGGGUCUGCGUAUUCGACCUUCUUCAUGGUAGAAACGACCAUCAGCCCAACGGAGAAGAAAGUGAAGGAAGCCAAAUGGAUUAAAGAGGAGGAUAAUGUCCUGGUGUUACAAAAGGGCAAUUUUGAUCAGGCCUUGAAUGAAACAAAGUACCUGCUGGUGGAGUUCUAUGUUGCUUUAUCUGGACCAUCUCAGAGCUUGGCUACAGAAUUUGCUAAAGCUGCAGAACAGCUGAAGAAUGAAAACAUAGAGAUCCGACUUGGAAAAGUUGAUGUGACAGAGCAGAAAGAGUUAAAAAAGGAAUUCAAUAUCCAGGAAUAUCCCACCCUGAAGUUUUUUGCAGAUGGUGACCGAAAAAAUCCCAUUGACUGCAAAGGCGUUAGAAAGGCUUCAGCCUUUGUUACCUGGGUUAAAAGAAGGCUAGGACCUAGCACCAUACUUGUUAACAGCACAGACCAGGCCCAUGGCUUCAUAAACGCUGAAGAUUUGGCAGUAAUUGGCUUUUUUAAGAGACUUCAAGGUGGAGCUGUGGAGGUUUUCUAUGAAUCUUCAAGAGAUGUUCCAGAACUCCCUUUUGGGGUAACAGCCAGUGAAGAAGUUUUCACUGAUUUUAGUGUCAGAGAAGACAUGGUGAUUAUAUUCCAAAAGGGAAAGCCUAUUCAUAAUGAAGCAUUCGAAGAAGGCAAAGUAAAUCAAGUGGAACUUACCAGACUAAUCAAAACAUUUACCAUGGAGUUGGUCACCGAAUAUAAUCUUGAGACAUCUGUGAAGAUUUUUGAUAUACCCGUGGACAACCACGUUGUGCUGUUCAUGCCCAAAAGCUCCAGUACGUUUGUCGAGGCUUAUGAAAAUUAUUCAGCUGUUGCUCCAGAAUUCAGAGGAAAGAUCAUGUUCAUCUUUGUGGAUACUGAUGAAACCAGAAAUGGGCGUGUGAUUGAGUACUUCCGUGUCACGGUGGCGGAAAUCCCUGCUGUCCAAAUCCUAAAUCUGACCAACGAUGCGAGGUACAAGAUGCCUGCCGAGGAAGUCACCCCAGAAAAUCUACGGCGCUUCUGCCAGAACUACUUGGAAGGAAAAGCAAAGCAACACUGGUCUAGUGAGGAAAUCCAGAAAGGCUGGGAUAAGAAGCCCGUGAAAGUCCUUGUUGGAAAGAACUUCGACAAAGUUGCCUUUAAUGACAAGAAUCACGUGUUUGUCAUGUUCUAUGCCCCAUGGUCACACCGUUGCCAGACAUUGUUCCCCAUUUGGGAAGAGCUUGGCAAGAUGUUUGAAAAUCACAAAAACGUAGUCAUUGCAAAAAUAGACUACACAGCAAAUGACAUCCUGUUGGUCAAUGUGGAACGGUAUCCAUUCUUCAGGUACUUCCCAGCAGGAUCUGAAACUGAGGUCAUCCCUUAUAGAGGGGAAUACACUCUGGAUGCUUUCGCCGAAUUCUUAGAAGAUCAAAUCAAGGCAAGAAAGAAGGACUCAUCAAAGACCAAAAAGGAAGGCCCUGUGAAGGAAGACAAAGAAAAGACUCAGAAGGAAGAACUAUAGAUUUUCUACAAAACAGGAAGCAAGGUGGUUUUUCAAGGUUGGCUAAAUUAUGUACAAGACUUUUGAACAGAUUGUGUCAACUUCAGGAGACACUGGAAACAAUAAAUAAAAGAUAAACACAA